AUGAAUAAUACCAUAGAAACGUGAGCGAGACAUCACCGUCUGCUUAGAGUUCUUGGUUGUACUUGAUAAGUAUCGUGGAAAUUUUUUCCUGAUCGCGAGCUAAAAGGUUUAAUGCAUACUAGGUUUCUAAGUCAUUCAAUUUAGAAUAAAUCCACUUGUAGUAAUUCGUAUUCGUAAGAUCAUCAUGGGACGAGACUCGCGUAAGCGUGGCCGUCGAUCGCCAGAGCGUCGGAGGUCUGAGAGUCGGCGACGGGCGCGCGAUUUUCCACGCAGACGGGAGGAUUCGCCCGGUGGGAGGCGAAGCCCGAAAAGGAAAGACUCUAGAAGACGGAGCCCCAGACGAGAUCGCGAUGGAGGAGGUCGACGACAUGAUAGCAAGCGUCGGCCUCGUGAUGACUUCAGUCAUGGUGGUGGGCGUGAUCAAGGCACUACUUCUAGAUCCUCCAAAAACCAUACAAGCUCCUCAAGCGCGAUGAAUAGUAGGAAACCCAAAUUGCCAACAAACCCGCUGGUCUUUCUGGAUCUUGAGUUCCGUCCUCUCCGCGGGGGUUACGCUGGCUCGUCAGCGAAACGCUAUCGGCUGGAGAUUGAACUUUACGAAGACAUUGUGCCUGAAACAGCGGAUCGUUUUCAGGGGUUUUGCCGACGCGGUGACUACGAGGACGUGCCGUUUCAUCGAAUUAUCCCUGGCUUCAUGGCGCAAGGCGGCGAUAUCUCGAAUCGCGACGGCACCGGUGGGCUGCCAAAGGGGCGGACGGAGUUCUACAAGGACGAAAAUUUCAUUUGCAAACACUCAGGCGGAAAAUACUUGCUCAGCUGCGCCAACAAUGGGGAUCGCAAUACGAAUUCAGCGCAGUUCUUCAUCACUUUGGGGAAAGCGUUACCGCAUCUCGAUGGUAAGCAUUGCGUUUUCGGGGAAGUAAGGGAUCGACUGGGAACACGCGCGAAGGUGAUGAGAAAACUGGAGGGCGCUGGCUCCAAGGGCGGGGAACCAAAAGCAGAAGUAAUGAUUGUGGAUUGUGGGGAAAUUCUAGAGGGCGAAGAUUCUGCGGGAGCAGCGCUUUCAUCAUGAUCGCAACCACGACUAUAGUGAUGUGGUGCUGUACACCAUAUUUCGCAAUCAGCGAUAUGAAGUUGAAGAUUUUCUUUGGCUUGGUCCUCGCGCCAUCGUCCACCAAAAAAUGUGCUACCACGACCAGGCUCAUUCUCUCUAACAUACAACUGCGGUUUCUUUCUUGCCCCUCCGUUUACGUCUCUGAU
Molecule: messenger RNA, 1260 nt
Organism: Amoebophrya sp. A25
Lineage: Eukaryota; Dinophyceae; Syndiniales; Amoebophryaceae
Source: the annotation of a GenBank genome assembly